Topomyia yanbarensis is the source of this 11998-nucleotide messenger RNA. Its product is annotated as titin-like. The coding region runs from base 961 to 9279 and encodes 2772 amino acids. The transcript has 12 exons. Gene Ontology annotation, molecular function: chromatin binding. The record is from RefSeq and is a predicted model, not a curated record. NCBI's taxonomy places the organism in Eukaryota, Metazoa, Arthropoda, Insecta, Diptera, Culicidae.
UUCUCGCGACGGUACGACCAUUGCAUUUUGCUCCGUAAUUUUUCGAAAAUUGUGCAAUUUAAAGCCCCCGGUGGCACCCGAAAGUGGGCUCAACCGGUAUCGGAAGUGAUUCGCGAUCGGGACGCGUUCGAGUGCAAUAUUAUUGCUCCACCAGCGAGCAAAUUUCUGUGAAAAACAGUGAAAAGUUUGCCGUCAAGGAGUUUUUCCAUCUCUUUUUUCGCUUGCCCUAGUGUAUGCGUCUGACGUUGGACGCCUGUGCAGGUUUCAGUGUGUGUGCGGUGUGAAACUCGUCUAAAAUUUCGUACGUUGAAGCGAACCAUCGGCGAAUAAGUGAAAUUUGUUUACAAUUUUCGUGCGCGUGUUGGUGCGGUUCGGUAGUUGACAUUGGUUCGGGCAAAAUCGCGGCUGUCGUUCGGACCCGAAGUGGCUAAAAACAAACGUCCGAUCCGGAGGGUUCGGAAUUCGGACAACUUUCGUGCUCGGUCGGAUGCUCACGAUUGACAUUCGGUAGGGUUUCGUUGUGUUCGCGAUUCGUGUAGCAAAGUUUUUUUUUUUUAUUUUAGACAGAUAAGUGAUUUAAAUGAUCUUGUGUUUACGCGUGUGUGUUUUCGUCGCGUCUUUCGCGUGAAGGUAUUGUUGCUUUGGUGGUGACGGAUUUGGGAUUUUCCGUACACACUCUUUUAUCGUCCCGUGUGCGUUUCAUUGCCUGGAAUAGGAAACGAGAAAAGGCACGCAGAGAGGCACAAGCAUACGACUCAAUCUGUACCGAUUGCGGAUUCCGCAGAAGUGUGAACCAGUGAAGGAAUAAUCGCGGCGAAUCAAGCGAUUUUCCGAUUAGUGGAAGCAUAUGUGAGACCGAAAUGUGUGAAGAGUAGACACGCGCCCUGCGGAAAAAAGCGGAAUUCUCCUAUUGCGGAUUAUGGAUUACAACAAAUCGACCAAUAAAUAUUAGACUAGCGCAUGAAGACAAAGAAACAACUCGCCGCGGCCGCUGCAGCGGCAGCAGCAGCCGCCGAGAAGAGAGCCGCAAACGCCCCCGCUGCUGGCGUUUCCCUAAAAAAGCCGCUCAAACGCCUCCAUCCGAAAGGAAAAGAAACUCCGCCGAAGGUGGUUGAUUCACAAUCGUCACAAGCUCUCCCCCAGCCGUCAAAACCAGUACAACCCAUCACAGCGAAGGGGAAAGCUACGACGAAACUCGUCGUCGGUCCGAAAUCUCCUGUUCCAACGAAACUAGAUACUGCUGGCGUACAAGCCUCGGUACCACCCGGUAAAGUGGCAACCACACCCUCGGGAUCGGCUAAGGUAAACAAACCUACCAAGCAUGAUACCGCCUUGAUUCCAGUCAGUCCUACUGGGACCAGUGUAAAAGCUUCGGGUUUAUGUUCACCGAAAGGAUCCGCCAGCAUCAAAAAGGUAGAGCUCGCUAAAGGGAAAAAACCCACACCCACCAACACUGGUGGCAAAAAAUCAUCCGCCGGAGAGAAAAAGAAGAUUCAAAAAGAGUUGAAAAAUCUUGGUAUUACCGAUAGGACCAUCAAUCAACUCGACGCGACCGUGGUCGAAUGCAAUCCGUCCAUCAGUGAGAUGGUGAAAACCAAAUCGCGUGCCACCGUCAGUCAGCAAAAGUAUAAUGAGAUUGGCUCGGUGGGUGGUCCCUCUGGGUCGACCCAGAAGACUACCGUGGCUGCCAGUUCCGUAAAACCGGAAGGCUAUCCCGCGUUGAUGGGUAGCAGCGAUGGCAAUAAGCCAACAGAGUCCGUUUCGAUGGUAUCUGCAGCGGCUAAUAGAAAGAAAGCCUCUUUUGCCCAGCAGAAGACAAAGGACACGCCACUCGCCGCAAAAGAAGAUACCAAACGGGAGGCUGCGGAUCGUGAAGAAGGUGCGAAAAACAAAAGCCCAGUCAUGGCCUUGCCAACGCCUGCGCCACCACCGUUAGCCGCUAAAGAAGAUGUCAAAGCGCCGGCCGGGGCCAAAACGAACGAUAGCAAAACUAAGGCGAAAAAACCCGAAAGCAACGACGAUGAUAAUGAUAAUGGUACAGCGGAAAACAAGACGGUAAAAAGAAACACCUUUGCGUCUGCGGUUACAAUGACUGCGGUCCCCAAAGCAAAACCCAGAUCCAAGAAGGCUAUCCUGGAGGAAAAGAGAGCGGCAGAGGCAAAAGCCGCUGCGGAGGUCUUGGCUGCCAUGGCACAGCCUGCUUCUGGGUCUGCUGUUAUACAAGCCGAAGAUAAACAAAAGGUUGAAGAGGAAAAAACAUGUUCCCUUGUUGAACUUGAAACGGACGACCGGCAUGAGGCUGACGUCCAGAGUCGCAUUGAAGAUAUUGUAAAAGCUCUGGAGGAGGAGGAUGACGAGGAGGAAGGCGGAAUAACACAUCCGAAAGCGGACGAGAUUAAGAUAGUGCCCCAGGUGAACGAUGAACAAUCGCCAGCAGCGAAAGAAAAGAAACAAAUAAAAGUGGUGAAACCAAAAAGUUCUAAGUCCGUCCCGAAAAAGCCGCGUAAAGCACCAGCUAAAAAGCCACCGCCGAAUGAUGAAAAGGUGGAAAGCAAUGUUGUGACUUUGAACGAUUCAAUUAGUUCGGAAAAUAAUACACCCGCUGUCGGGAUGUCAGAAAAACAAUUAAUCUCUUCGUAUUCAGCUGAAAGAUCGACUAAACCUUCCGAAAUGGAAGUCGUGACCGUUAAAAGUGUUCCAACUUCAACGGCUAAACGAAAAUAUGUUAGAAAACCGAAGAACUCUGGGGGUGUUGCGAUCAAAGUUCCUAGUGCACUGCCACUGGAAACCCAGAAAAGUGCUACCAGUCCCAAACAUGCCCCGGAAAUAGUUCCAAUUAGUCUAGAAUCUCAACAUACUCCACAGAAAGAUGCUUCCGCUCACAUUGAACCGCCGGCAAGUGACAAGCAACUACAAACAAUUCAAAGCAGCAAAUGUUUCGUAAAGACUAACGAGAUGUGUCCAUUGAAACCGAUGGAAUCUCCCGAACCUCCGAAAACAAUUCGAUCAUCUACGGAAAAUUACGAUGAUGUCCCGCUGAAUCGGCUAAAAAAUAAAACUAAACCUCCAACCAAUUCGUCGGAAGUAUUCACGGUUCCGCCUAAACCACCCAUCUCGGUAGAGCCUGCCAGUUCUGGCAGCUCAAAUCCGCCGACUCCGCUGCUUGCCAGCCUGUUGAGCAAACCGGUAAAAUCCAGGAGAAAGUAUGUCCGGAAGAACCCCGUAACGCCGGGACCUAGUGGCAGUAAGAAACAACCUCCAAAGCGCUCUCUCGAUACGCCCAAAGAAUCCAGCGAUAAAAAGUCUGAAAAGAAGGACGUGUACGAUUUCGACGAUUCCGAGAGUGACAUCGACACUCCGGUGAAGGCAGGUAAACCUAUUUUUAAGCGAAAGCCACUGGAAUCUUCAUCUUCGCUGAGGGAUGAAGAUGAAUUCGAUGACACGCAGCAACUGGAGGUGAAAUCGGCGAAGGAAGUAGAGAAUAUCGGCCAGAUGAUGUCCGAGAAAAAGCUUCCAGCAAGUGACAAUGAUUCUGAACUGGAGAAAAAAUCUUCAAAACCGAUAAAGAAAUCAUCGAAAUCCGAGGAUAGGAUCAAGAGCCCCGAGGGACCUCCUUUGAAAAUGUCUUCGUCCGAAUCGGAACAUUCGAAUGAUGAUGACGAUGGGGAUGAUGACGAGGAUUAUCCGCACGAGCGACCACGUACCCCAAUCAGUCGGAAGGUGAAGCAGGAGGUUCGGGACAGCUCGGGCGAUGAGAACGACGACGACGACGAUGACGAUUCGGAUGGCUAUUCGUCGGAGGAAUCGGUACGGACUAGAAUUGUGAAGAAACGGCUGACGGCAAAGACGCGCCAUUUGAAACUGUACGGAUUUUGGUCCGGUCCCAAACGGCAUCGGGUGGCUUCGUUGAAUGCGAUUGCCAAGGUACACUGUUUGUACGAGAACGAAACCCGAGCUGCGCUGGAAGCUAGUUUGACGAAACAGUCGAAAGGCUCAAAGGCGGUCGCAGCUAAGGUGGUGAAAAAGGAGAAAACCGAAGACGAUGAUAAGAAGAAAGAGGUUUGUGAUGCGAAGGAAGACAAGAAGGAUGUAAAAAGUGACAAAAAAUUAAGUGCACAGGAGAAGAAGGAAAAAGAAGACGAUAAAAAGCAAAAAGCGGCCCUAGCAAAGGAGGAAAAGAAGAAAGUGUGUAAACUUGUGGAAUCUAAGGAAGAGAAAAAGAAGGAAGGUAAGAAGGUUGAAGUGAAAGAAAAUAAGAAGGACAGUAAGAAGAAAGAGAAAGAAAAACCGAAAGAGGAGUCGACUAGCGAUAGCGAAGACGAUGAAUCCGAGGAAGAAGUUGUUACACGCACUCUGCGUUGCGUCCCCGGACUUCGUGGAGUCGGAAAGCACUGGGACCCGAACGCCUCCAGCAUGGAGUCGGAAGAUGACCUUCUACCGGAUUCCGACGAAACAUACGCACAGGGAAAAGACACCGAUCCAGUCAAAAAGCGCAAGGUCAAGCGCAAAAUAGUCAAAAAAGCCAAACCCAAACCGAAGAGUGAAAAGUCUGAAAAGUCGGAGAAACCCGACAAACCCAAACCACCGGCCAAGAAGAUCAAAAAGGAACUGAAAGCCCUCAUGUCGGAUAGUGAACGGCAAGCGGAGGACGAAUCCGGUUCUUCCUCAUCCGAAUCCGAGAAGGUGGUAAGCGCAAAACCCAAACAAGCCGAUAGCAAGAAGCGCAAACGAAAACCCAAAGAGAAGAAGGAAGUUGUGGAGGUGCUGGCCAAGAAACGAAUGGCCAGUUUGAAUGCCACCGCAAUGCUUGCGGCUACCUAUGAAGUUCAGAGGAUUCUCUACCGUAACACCGAUUCCGAUUCGGAUAAUCCGGCCCACAAACCCAAAACGAAGAAGGCCAAGGAGCAGAAGGAAGCAAAGGAAAGAGAAGCUGCUAAGGCCGAGGAGAAGAAGGAAGCGAAAGAAUCGAAAGAAUCAAAAGAAGCUAAACGUGAAGAGAAGCCUGCAGAAGUAGUUGAAACGGUAAAAUCUCCAGAGAUAGAUAAAUCUCUUGAAAAGGAAGAAACUAAAGAAAGAGAACAUGAAAAUACUAUAACGAUCAAAACGGAACUUCUUCGUGACAAGAAAGAUGAAACAGAAGUCAAGCGGGAGCUGGAAGAGCCCCGUCCGAUGUCCAGCAACGUUGUCAUCGCACAGGAUACCGAGGUCACCAUUACCGGUGUCUACGUAAAUUCCACUCUCGGAGCCAAUCAAGAGGCAUACUGCAAAAUGCAGUAUCGUGUUCAGCAAAGCGUUACCGAGGAGCGAUUGGUACGGCCAGGCGAAGCACCGCCUAGAUCGUACACUCCCCUGACGGCCCUGUCCAGUAUGCGGCCACCUAACGAUCAAACCUUAACCACACCGCCCCUGUUCGGUCCACCAUCGCAGUGUGAUUCGCCGUUGGGUUUGGGACCACCGCGGUCCUUCUAUCCACCGCCCACAUCAUCAUCCGGCAGUUCCAGUGCGUUCUGUGCGCCGAUUCCGCAUGAUAGUCCAGGCUACUAUCAACCGGCUGGUCCGUUGAUAUCUCCCCAUCUGCUACCGCAGCCGCCUCCAGGUCCACCCAGUUCAACGUCCCAGCACAGCGCAAGCAGUAGUACUGUGACCAAACAACCACCGGAGUCCGAUUCUCCGUUGCAGUCUCUGACACAGCCACCGUCCUCAUCGACAGCGGACAGUACCGAUAGCGAUGUGCUGCUGACGGGUGGUGACUUAUCAUCCCGGUCACAAGCCUACCGAUACGGUCCGUCCGGUCCGCCCAACAUCUACCCGCGUCCAGUUCAGAUGCACUGUCCUCCACCGCAUUUGGCGCCCAACUACUACGCGGCACCUCCUUACAGUCAGUACCCCCCGGAGAUGUACUACACCCAUGCAUACCCGCCGGCACACUUCUAUCCGAAAUUUGCCCAGUACUACCCAAGCAGGCGGUACUACCCGGGACCACCGGGACCCGGCGAGCAUCUGUACGAGCAAGCUCCGCCUCCGUCUAGUGCCCCCGUACCGCCACCGGCCGGUGCCCAGCUGGUUCCUGCCGGUCCGCAGGGUCCCCAGCACAUGGAUCACUAUCCCGGGCCGCCUCCAUAUCCGUACCCGGGAUACGGCAGUCCUGGGCCGGGGCCGGGUGGGCAGUGUUACUCCCGUAAUCUGCAGCCCCCACCGUACAUGGAUGCUCACUACACGACCAAUUGUCCCUGUCCGAUGCAGUCGUGUCCAAAAAACGUCAAUGCUGGGUCCCUUAUUGGUAUCAAGGCCAGUAAGGGCCCAGUAGCCACCGUACAAACCCCAAACCAUCAUAUCGCCACGACGGGAGUCUAUUCCGCAGUGCAAACAGCUACCGUGAACAGCAGCGAACCGAUAAUGAUCUCCUCUGGUUCGUCUACAUCCUCUUCACCACCACCGCUGGACAUCCACGCACCAAUCGUGUGUCCAGCCGAGAUCACUACUUCCUCCAUAUACGCGACCCCGACUACAACUACUACGCCGGCGGUCAGUGCAGCGUGUACUAACGCACCCGUCUGCACCACCAAUACCACUACCAUCACCACCACGUGCAGCAACACCACAAUGACCGAACCAAAUAGAACACCUAACGUUAAGCCAGAAAGUGACCUGUAUCAGUGUAGUAAAAACUACCACCUUCAUCAUCACCACUAUCAUCACAACCAACGUCCGUCGGCACCUCCGCCAACGCACCCGCUCCAGCAUUUUGACCACACAAACACCCCGCUACUGGCCGAGGUCAAAGAGGAACCAUCGACGCCUACCCCCGAGUCCGAGUUCAAGUCCGCCAAAAACAUUCCGAAGCUGAUACCGAUUACGGCCGCCAUGGUGGUCAAACAGGAGAUCUCCGAAGUCAAACAGGAACUAUCGACGGUGGUGAUCUGCAAGAAGGAGGACUUUGAAGAGAAUGGUCCGGCGAUGACACCGGAUCUGCUGCUCGAUGAAGCAUUGAUCAAAAAAGAAGAACUAGUUACGGAGCUCCUACUACCGGACCGGUGUUUUGUCCAGAAUAAAAAACUCGACGACAAAUGUCUGCUAUCCAAUAUUCUAACCACUGAAGCUAAUCUGAUAAACCGUAAGACUACCGGCAGUGAUAUUUGCAGCAGCGACAUCAAUAGUGUUAAUAACAGCAACCACAACAACAACAUCAACAGUAGAAUUAGUAACGAGAAAGUACAAUUAGUCGAUAGUGUCCUACCUGAAAUUCCGGCAUCUACAGUCAAGCGGAGACCGCUGCUGGUCGCAUGCAAGAAAUCCACGCCGAAAAAAUCUCCACCCAAUAGCUAUAAGAAUCUGAUAAAACGUACAAAUCUGGACGAAGAGAGCACGAUCACGGUGCUCAGCGAUGACGACGAAGAAGAGGAUGAAGAAGAAGCAGUGAUUCAAAAGGUAGUCCGAAGAAAGCUGCUUACUACUAAACCUAGAAAGAUUCUCAAGCGGACACGCCGGAUCUUCGGUGCCGAACAGGCACGCCAUCUGAGGAAACUUUCCAGAACAUUGCCAAAGUCUAAACGAAUUCGAAAGGUUUCCAAGCGGCCAUCUUGUGUUCCCAGAAACCCGGAGGCCGAGUUAUCAACAACCGACCAACAAGCACAACCAAAACAUCCCGAAACUAUAACUAUUUUGGACGAUUCACGUGACGACUCGGUAGCUGUGCCGGAGCACGUAGAACCGGCAAAUAAGAUCGAAGUACCCGAGCAGCGGGUACGGCCAAUGUCAAACGUAGACCUCACCAUUGACCUCGUUGCUAAGGGAUAUUUUUCAGAACCGGAAAUACUUUCGCAGGAGGCCAAGACCAAUACACGAACCCUCAAAAAACUGAAGCAGCAGGAGGGUCGCUCACAGUCUGAACAAAAUCGGGGCAAAAGAGAGCGCAGUUCCGAGAGUAAACACUCAUCGAAGAAAACUAAGAAUCUGGACUCUCUGGACGUUGAUUUCGACAAAAGGAAGAGUAAGUGCAAAUCAAAGAAGAUUCAAUCGGAUGCAGUGAGUAGUAGUUUGCAACCCUCACCUAUUAGUCCAUUUAUUCAGGCAGAAAAGGAGACGCGGAAAGCGUCUAAAGCUGCGGAAAAAGAGAAAAAACCUAAGAAAGAGCCCAAACAAAACAGUAAAAAGAAAUCAAUUGCAAAGAUUCAGAAUUCAGAAGAAACAGAGCAAGUAGCUACUUCAACGCCCGUUCCUCCAGUGGAAGAUCAGCAACAAUUUCAGCAAACUCCUACGACAAUAUGUGCUGAAGAGCCGGACCCGAGCGUUGACGAUCGUGAGACGGACUUUGAUGACGCUGCUACGAUGUUAGUGGAAGACGACAUGAUGAGUGUCGACACGAACACGAUGAUAAAUCGACACAAUAACAAUAACAGCAGUACCGUCGAGAACAAGAAUGCCCUCGGAGGAGAGGAUCCGAUGGAGGAAUCCACCGCACAUGCAACCGUUUCAGAGCAGGUCUGCGACCAGCGACCAACUGCUCAACCGGAUGAGGUAGACGAGGAAGAGGAGAUUAUGUUAGCGAGAAGAUUUGCCAAAAAGAAUGCCAAAGCACUUCGGCGUGCUGCCCGGUCGAGGUCCAAAUCCAAGUCACGAAAGUUUAGCAUCAAGAAACGGCACCGCAUAUAUCGGAUGACCGCCGAGGUGGAGGAGGUGAUCGUACCAAGAAAGUGCAACAGUGUGCCCCGCUGGAGUAACGGUUGGACCUGGGAGGGACAGCCGUUCCAGGGAAAGGUGUUUUUGAAUAGCGAUGAUCUUCCUGUGCUGCGAACAUGUUAUCCCGCGAUGCGACAUUCGGAAGGAGACAUCAUUAGGCCACGAGAUUGCGUGUUACUUCGAGCGGGCAGUAAACGCGCGGAACUCCCAUACGUAGCUAAGGUCGCGCAUCUCUGGGAGAAUCCAGAAGAUGGUGAAAUGAUGAUGUCACUUCUGUGGUACUACCGGCCAGAACACACCGAACAGGGUCGUCAGACGACGGAUGGACCGGAUGAGGUGUUUGCAUCACGGCACAAGGACCACAACAGCGUAGCCUGCAUCGAGGACAAAUGCUACGUGCUGACGUUUAGCGAGUACUGCAGAUUCCGCCGCCACCUCAAGGGCUUCGAGGAGAACAUCGUCGAGCAUCCCUCGAUAGUGCCGGCACUGAGGCGCGAGAACACCCGGCUACCACCGCCGAUAGUGUCACCCGAGCUGGUCAUGUACUGCCAGCGUGUAUACGAGUUCCGCUUGAAGCGUCUCCUCAAAACACCAUCCUAGUGCCGGCGGUUGGUGGUAGAGCGACGGGUUCCACCGAAGCCUACCCACGAAGAGCAGCGUCAAUCUCAUCAUCUUCAGCACCAGCCCCAACAGCAGCAGCAGCAACCACAGCAGGGGACAUCAAUUAACAGCAACAACAACAACAGUGGAACAACAUCAGCAACAAUCAAAUCACAUAUCCACAGAUGAAUCGCAUAUUUUCUGGGGGACCGGGCUGCCAACCACCCGUGUAUUCACGGGUCUUGUUUGCUGGGCGGAAUUGCCUGUCAUUGAGUAAUUAUUAGUAGCCGUUUUGUACACUAUAUUUUUCAAGAUUUCUAGUCCAGGGUGGUAUGAAUCAAUAGGACCGACCAGUUGAUCAGCAUUCCGGCGGUUUACUGGCAGGAGGAGUUUAACUUGUAUCCUGACAAUUUUUCGGGGGAUAUCUAGAAGGAACACUAUUGUUUUGAAGUGUCCAAAUCAGUUCCAGAAACUACAUCUUUACGUACUUUUUAUUUACUAUUGUUUAUUUGGUUGUAUUUAUAGUAAUCUUUUGUUUCCGUGUACAGACAUUGUGUACUUCCAGUCUAUUCUUUUUUUAUUCACUCUUUGUUAUUUUUGACAGUUAUUAAUAUUAUUUGUAAAUAGUUUACUUAUCAUUUAUCACGAUAAAACAGUUUGUGGAAUGCGCAGCAGCAUCAAAAUCUAUUCUAAAGAAAACUACCGUAACAGUAACUAAGUAAACAAAACAAAAAAAUACAACUAAAUCUUUUGAACGAUAUUGUUAAUGGCCAGGCAUGUUCAUCAGGAAUAGCGAACAGAAAUUACUAACCAACAAAAAGAAACACAAAUACAAUAAUAACCAACCGAAUAUAUGAACGUCGUUGAUAGUCCUUCAUUUCUAGUAUGCUUCUGAAAAGUUUUACGCACAAAUGAGUAACAGCAAGUAACAAAUUGUUGAAAAACUAGGUACACGUUAGCAGGCGAGAAUGUUUUAUUUGAAUCUAUUAGAAGUUCAGCUUGUCAGAAGUGAAAAAAAUGGUUAUUUGCGUAGAGAACAAAAACAACUGUUUGUUGUGUAAAAUCUUCGGUUUUUUGUUUAGAGUGCGAACCUGUUCAAAAAUACACAAGUUCAGUUCAGUCAUGGAAAAAUAUGCCAAUCAAGAAUAAAUGUUAUUCGCACUAGUAAUAAUUCGUCAAAGGAAGGUAAUCGUCACGGUCAGUAUUAACGUGGUUUGGGACCACUUAUUGGUUAAUGCUCUGAAAUUGAGGUAAUGUUUCUUUCAGGUAGCUUAGGGAAGUGCUGUGAAAAUCGGCGCCAAAUUUUGUAUCGUUUUUGACUGGGACCAGUCUUGUGAAUACAAAAAUAACAAUUGAUACAUCCUUUCGGAACAUACAUGUCAUUCUUGGGUCAAAUAGUUCAUCCGAUUGACCGGGACAGCAACGUCCGAGUUCCUCAAUUUUCGUUGGCUGAUCCGGAAGCGGUCCUUGACUUUUAGUAAUGAGGUAAGCAAGGCUCAUUUGUUGAAACCUUCCUCGCGACGGUGGUAACGAAUCACCGGAUUCUUUGCUCCCCGCGAGGAAUUCCAGAAGACACCGCGGUGUUCUUCCUAGGGGGAGCCGCUGUCCACCACCCUGAUUUACCCUCCUUGGCUAUUAGCUGAGAGGGAGAACAAGACUCGUUCGGCUUAUCCUGCCCAGCGAUGGUGGAUUGGUGCAUCUGGAUCCUUUGCGGUUAGCCUUGGAAGCGAACACUCCUUGUUGAUUAAAUUCCGCCGACAGCACUAAAAUUUUUUUGAACGAGCCACGGACCGGCACUCUCUUUCAUCACACACGCGCCUUUUGCUUUCAGCUUACAUGGCGGGGAACUGUCCCAAUACAAUUGAUAACAUUGUCGAGACGUCCAUCACCGCGGUUCGUCACGUUCUAAACUCGACGGCCGCCUUUCAACUCGUCCAAAAACAAACCACCGGAUAGCUGUCAUGUCCGAUGAGCAGCAAAAUUUGCACGCUUUUCACAGCAAGAGGAGAGCGGUAACCUAUCUUAACCCUAUAUUACUUUUACAAAUGUUCAACGAAAUUUACUACACCUAUUCGCACGAACAAAACCGUUCACAAACGCGAAAAUGAACAAAAAUUUUGUUAUUAAAUGUGAACAGUACAGAACAGCGGUGAGCAUAAUCUUGCGUAAACAAAUACACUCUACGGAGUGUAUACACCAAAAUAGGUAUAUUUUCACUCAGUGCUAAAUUGUUACCCUAACGGGUUACAACUUUCAAGCAAACAUUGAACAAGCUUGAAUGGUUUUGUUUGUAUUUGUUUUACUUCUCCACCGUAUUUGACCAACUGUCAAAAUGAACUUUGAGGGGGAAUUCCGGAUGAAACGGUACUAAGCACGGUACCAAGUUUACCAUAAUAGUAAACAAAAGAGAAAUGGUUCCACUUUCAAUGACUGCUGUGAACUCCUUGGGCAAUUAGGCCGAGAUUAGGCAUUCCAUGAGACAUUUGUGAUCAGCUGAUUAAUUCUUGUUUAUCUCUUGUGACGUUACUCGGGUAUAAGCGACGUCCGACAAAAUCGUCGAUGCGAUCCAACAUCUAACGAAUCGAACCAACGAAAGAUGUUCGUCAGAUGGGAUUUUCUGCUCGUAAAAGCAGAGCACAACAAAUUUGUUGACAAAUUGCACCGCUGAACAGUCAAACAAACGUCUUGUGGAAUGUCUAUGGAAGAUUCUCCAGAGUUU